Messenger RNA from Frankliniella occidentalis (western flower thrips), 2927 nucleotides. RefSeq names its product snake venom 5'-nucleotidase-like. Gene Ontology annotation, biological process: AMP catabolic process. Gene Ontology annotation, molecular function: 5'-nucleotidase activity; nucleotide binding; metal ion binding. The record is from RefSeq and is a predicted model, not a curated record. NCBI's taxonomy places the organism in Eukaryota, Metazoa, Arthropoda, Insecta, Thysanoptera, Thripidae. Gene Ontology annotation, cellular component: plasma membrane.
GGCCCACCGCGCUCUUUAGUAUCUUGCAGUGUGUCGUGCCCAGACAAGCGUGGUGCCCCCCGCUGUCAGCAGACGACCCAGCCCCGCCGCGGAUCGGCCAGGCGGUGGAGCUCUUCCCGCUGUCCGUCCCGCUGUCCGUCCGUCCCUGCUGCCGAGUCAGGCGGACAGGCGGCCGAGUGACCUUCCCUUCCGGCCAGGCCAGCCGUGCUGCUGUCGCACCGAGGCCGCGGCACAGUGGCAGUGGCCUACACCGAACCCGACCCCUUGCCCGGCCGACGAGCCCGCCCGCCGCCGCAGAGUACAGCCCCGAGAGCCGCCCCCGCCGCCCGUGGGCCGGGCUGACAGGGGUGUCCGGUGGUCGGCGCUCAGGCCGAGCCCAGCAGGCGCCUAUACCUACCUGCCGAGCGCGCGGUUCCCCCCGACUGAGCCCGCGCCGCCGCCGCCGUCCUCGCGUCCUUCGCGGGGGAUCACCACCUCCGUGAGUCUCCUGGGUCUUAUCUCAUCGCCCCGCGUGCGUCCGCAGCAUCCGCGGUGCUUCGGUCCCUCCUCCCUCUGCAGCCAGGCCGGCCGGCGAGACGAGAACGAGACGACUCCGUCAGACGUGGUGGCUGCCGCCGGCCCGGGCGGGGCCCGCCGGCCACACAUGGGGACGUCUCCAGUCCGCCGCGGACCGCCACGCCGAGCACAGCGCGGUAGCAGUAGCAGCGUGGCGUACCACCGCGACACGCGCACGCACGCCUGUUGACGAGGAGGAGGAGGAGGAAGAGGAGGAGGAAGAGAGGCGGCUGGCACGAGAUCGAAGAAGACAUUCUGUUUUAGUGGGCGGGCCAGGUGGCGCCUAUAUGCCCCACGACGCCGCAGGGCCCCUUAUAGUACGCCGCAGCAGGGGCUCCGCAGGACGCCGCAAGCAGGACUCAGCAGGACGCCGCAGAACGCCGCAGGGCAGGUCGUGGGCGAGGGCCGGGGGAGAUAGGCUCUCGGCACAACAGGCCGCAGCCGGGUUCGAUCCGGGAUCCGAUCAAGGUCGUCGCGAGCAGUGAGUUGGGCCGCGUCGUAACCGAAACGCUAUGAUGUCGCCGCCAGCAGCCGCGGCCUCCGCUCUACUGCCGCUGUUGCUGCUCGCACAGCUGAUCGCCGCCGGCCCCGGCCCCGCCACCCGCGCGCCGGGGGACGCGCCGCAGGGCCUCGAGCUGGUCGUCAUCCACACCAACGACAUGCACUCGCGCUACGACCAGACCAACAGGCUGUCCGGCCAGUGCACGGACGCGGACGCGGCGCGCGGCCGCUGCUACGGCGGGUACGCGCGCGUCGCGGCGCAGAUCCGGCGCGCGCGCCAGGAGGCGGCGGCGGGCGGGCCGGCCGCGCUCGUGCUCAACGCGGGCGACACCUACCAGGGCUUCUUCUUCAACGUCUUCAAGUGGCGCAUGGCCGCCAACCUGACGAACCUGCUCGAGUUCGACGCCAUGGCGCUGGGCAACCACGAGUUCGACGAGGGCGUGGCGGGCCUGCUGCCCUUCCUCCGGGAGGUGCGCGCGCCCGCCGUCGCCGCCAACUUGGACCUCGGCGACGCGCCCGAGCUGCGGCCGCUCGUCCGGCCCUCGAUCGUCCUGGACGUGCGCGGCACCAGGGUGGCCGUCAUCGGAUACGUAACCCCGGACACGGCGACGCUCGCCAAGCCGGAGCAGGUGCGCUUCACGGACGAGAUCCCGACGCUGACGGCCGAGGCGGAGCGGCUGCACGGCGAGGGCGUCCGCAUCAUCAUCGCUCUGGGCCACUCGGGCUACCCCAUGGACAAGGAGAUCGCCGCCAAGGUGCCGCACGUCGACCUGGUGGUGGGCGGGCACAGCCACUCGUUCCUCUACACAGGUGCCAAGCCGGACAUCGACGAGCCCGUCGGCCUGUACCCGACGUUCGUGCGCCAGCCGUCCGGAAGGGAGGUGCCCGUCGUGCAGGCGUACGCCUACACCAAGUACCUCGGCAGGAUCAAGAUUCGCUUCGACGCCGACGGCGAGAUCGCGUCCAGGGCGGACGUCCAGGGCCGUCCAAUCCUGCUGGACAGCAGCACGCUGCCGGACCCCGUGGUGCAACGCGAGGUGGCCGCCUGGAAGAGUCAGCUGGGCGCCGCCGUUACCACCCCCAUCGGCAGGACUCUCACCUUCCUAGACGGCAAGUGCAGGUCCAGGGAGUGCAAUUUGGGCAACCUCGUCGCAGACUCCUUCGUAAACUACAGAGCGCAGCAGUACCAGGGACCCGGCUGGACAGACGCAGCCAUCGGGGUUCAGAAUGGAGGAAACAUCAGGACCUCCAUUAACAACGAGGGCAACGGCACCCUGACGCUGCAGAAUAUGAUGGAGGCCUGUCCCUUCGAGAACUUCUUGGUGGUCCUGUACCUGCCGGGCAGUGUGCUCCUCCAGAUGCUCGAGCACAGCGUGUACGGCUACGACCCCACGGGCCAAUUCGAACGGGGCGGUUUCUUACAGUAUUCGGGCAUUCGCGUGACGUACGACCUGACCGCCCCCUACGGGCAGCGCGUGGUCGCGGCCUCCGCGCGCUGCGCCAACUGCUCCAUACCCAGCUACAGCCCCGUCGACGAGAAGGCCAUCUACGGCGUCAUCACCACCGACUUCACGGCCAACGGCGGCGACGGCUUCUCCAUGCUCACGACUGCGCCCAGCGCCCACCUAGCGGACAUCACGCCGUACACCGCCAUGGCGGAAUACAUCCGCGUCCAGUCCGUGGUGUACCCUGGCCUCGAAGGAAGGAUAAAGUUCGCGCCCAGGAGGACGGCAAGCGGUGCACUGGCGAUACACGGCGACAAAACACCUUUUGAAUGUCUUGCUUUAGCAAUUUUAGUAUCAUUUAUGUCUGUAAGAUUAUGGUAGUAUUUAAUUAGUGUUUAUGGUAUUAAAUUUUGUAUUAUAAACAUU